CACUUGUCCCAACCCGCAAACAUUGGGGGCGCUGUGUUAAAAUAACGGUGUACUGAAAAAAAAAAUAAACCACUUGACGUUUUACAACUAUGGAGGGCGCUAAUGCAAUGAAAUUCAAGAUGGCGCUGCCCGUGGCCCAAAGUUUUGCUCACCGUAUUUCCGUUUAUUCAAAGCUCGCUAAACCGAGCCAAGGUGUAACAAUUACUAGAUUGUAUUGCCAAAGAGCUACCAAAAAGGGCAUUCAGAGAAGAAUAUUUUCAGGCAUCCAACCAACUGGUAUCCCACAUCUCGGUAACUACUUCGGAGCGCUGCAAAACUGGGUCAAACUGCAGAACGACACGGACAACAGUGUGGUGUUCAGCAUAGUUGAUUUGCACGCUGUUACCUUACCACAAGACCCCGAUGUACUGAGGCAGAGCAUACGAGAUUGUGUGGCUGUGCUGCUGGCCUGCGGGAUUGACCCCGAGAAAAGCAUACUGUUUCAACAGUCUAGUGUACAUCAACAUGCUGAGCUUGCUUGGAUCUUGGGAUGCAAAACCACAUUAGCCAGACUUGGACAAUUCCCACAGUGGAAGUCCAAAGCUGGUGGCGACAAGAAGAAAGAAUGUGUUGGGCUCUACACCUACCCAGUCCUGCAGAGUGCUGAUAUUCUCCUGUAUAAGGCAACUCAUGUUCCAGUCGGGGAGGACCAGUUGCCACAUCUGGAGCUAGCCCAGAACCUGGCCAGGAUAUUCAACAAUAACUAUGGCGCGUUCUUCCCCAUCCCUAAGGCUAUUACUGGUGAGGUGAGCAGAGUGAAGAGCUUACGAAAUCCCAGCGCCAAAAUGAGCAAGUCGGAACCGGAUCCGAAAAGCCGCAUCGAGCUGACAGACUCCUGCGAAGACAUCCAAGAGAAGUUCAAGAAAGCCGUCACUGAUUUCACUGGGAGUGUGACCUUUGACCCCGAGAAUCGACCGGGGGUCUCCAACCUUGUGGCCAUCCACGUGGCAAUUGAAGACUCGUCACCGGAGGAAAUUUGCGAACGGGUCAUGGGAGUGCAGACUGGGGAGUACAAAGUCAUGUUGGCCGAGGCCGUGAACGCAAAACUGGCGCCGAUACGAGAGAGGAUAUUUGAAUUGAGGAGAAACACAGAGUACAUUGAGGAUGUGCUGAGGACAGGAGCUGAGAGGGCCAGUGAGAUUGCAGAGAGGACUUACAACGAUGUUAAGAAACUUGUAGGACUUAUAUGACAAUACGUGAAACUUGGAGUUCGGAAAAUCAAAAGAAAAUGAAUGAAAUUAUUUUUUACUUUUAAAGUUCUAUAUAGGGUGAUCCAACAAAAAGUUUACACUUUUUUUAGAGGCAGAUACAUGUUGAAAUUGUUUUAAGACAUUCCUUAACUACAAGAUAUUGGUGGUAUAUGGUAAACACGGCAUAGAAAGUAAAGCUCAAAGUAAGAAAGAGCGGCCAUUUACAGAAGAAUGGUCAAAAACCAAUUUGUCCACAUCCAUGGCAGUCGUGUAGACCAAUUUACAAAUAUUGCAGUUAUUUGUGUGCGCAGUGCUUUUGUGUUGCCAAUAUCUCAUAGACUUGCGUGUGGAUAAACUGGUUUUUGACCAUCCUUCUUUAAACCAUUACCGUUUCUUAAUUUAGGCUUUAUUUUCAAUGCCGUUUUCACCAUAUACAACAAAGAUGCUUUAGCUUAGGAAUAUCUUCAGACAAUUUUAACAUGUCUCCCCAAUUCCAAGAAAUCUGCAUCUGAAAAAGUGUAAAUUUUUUUGACCACCCUGUAGACCAUUCGGAGCCCGCUAUCACCAUACAUUCAUGCAUAGGAGUAACAGCAAGGAUAGUUUGUGUAUGUACAGGGAUUAAUGGAAUAAAAGCGGGAAAAUUCUUUUCAACUGCAACAAAAUUUCUCUGAAGAAAAACUCUGUACUUACACUUUUUCAAUUUUCUUUUGCCCAGUAAAUUGUGUUUAAAACUUUUACUCCUAAAAGUGUGAAAGCGUUUUAUAUUUCAAUUUAUGGUUUGCAAUGAGGACUUCAUUAAUUUGACGACUCCUAAUUAGGCC
Molecule: messenger RNA, 2050 nt
Organism: Patiria miniata (bat star)
Lineage: Eukaryota; Metazoa; Echinodermata; Asteroidea; Valvatida; Asterinidae
Gene: wars2
Product: tryptophan--tRNA ligase, mitochondrial-like
Exons: 6
Coding region: 90-1229 (379 amino acids)
Biological process (GO): mitochondrial tryptophanyl-tRNA aminoacylation
Cellular component (GO): mitochondrion; mitochondrial matrix
Molecular function (GO): tryptophan-tRNA ligase activity; ATP binding
Source: RefSeq, a predicted model, not a curated record